ACAGUAUGUGACACACAGACGGGCCACUCAACUCGUUUUCUUUGUUACUCUACACCUCUUCACUCGUGAAAUGGACAGGCUGCUUCUAGUACUUCUGGGCUUACAUGCAUUUUGGCCAUACUGCCAGACACUGGAACAAGCCUCAUUGCGCUUUGUUGGGCUUGGGGACUGGGGAGGCCUUCCUUUCUUCCCCUAUUACACCUCCCAUGAGCAGACCAUCGCUAAAGAGCUGUCCUGGGUGGCCCAGACCUUGGGACUGGACUUUGUCCUCAGUUUAGGAGAUCACUUCUACUACAGUGGAGUGGAGGAUGUAGACGAUCCACGUUUCAAACAUACAUUCGAGCGUGUCUUCUCUCAACCCUCUCUGAUGAACAUCCCAUGGUACCUUGUGGCUGGAAACCACGACCAUGUCAAAAACGUGUCUGCUCAGAUUGCGUACUCCAACAGAUCUGAAAGAUGGGUGUUCCCUGAGCUCUACUAUGAGCUCCAGUUUAAGGUUCCCCAGAGCAACGUGUCAGUGACUGUCCUGAUGCUUGACACUGUGGUUUUAUGUGGCAAUACCUAUGAUGGGACCCAGCCCACGGGAGAGGAGGAUCCCAAAGCUGCUAUCAAGCAGUUAGACUGGAUCAACUCCAGGCUUGCAAAGAGCAAGUCAGACUUUGUUCUGGUGGCUGGUCACUAUCCUGUGUGGUCCAUCGGUCAUCAUGGUCCUACCAAAUGUCUCGUGGAGCGAUUACGACCACUGCUGAAGAAGUAUAAUGUGACAGUCUACCUGAGUGGUCAUGACCACAAUAUACAGUUUAUCAGAGAGGACGAUGGGAGUUCCUAUGUGAUCAGUGGGAGCGGGAACUUUUUAGAUGUAUCCACCCAUAAUAUCCACAGCUUCCCGUCGUCAUGGCAACGCUUCUCCAAUGCUGUGAACCAUACAUCUGGAGGAUUUGCUUAUUUUGUAGUCACCGAUAACAAUAUGACCGUUAGCUACAUCCAGACUAAUGGAAAAUGUGUGUAUCAAACGACAUUGGUGAAACGCAAGGUCUGACAGACAGAUACAUGACAGUAAGUCAAUAAUGAACUACAAAUAUACAGAGCAGAAAAUAUAUUUUCUCAUUAAAUUCCAAUCAUAUACCUCUCUAUCUUCCUUUAGAUAUUGGUCUUGGACUAAAAUGAAUUAUUCAGAAUUAUUAUUACAUGUCAGUUUGAAUGUUUCUCUUUUUCUGUUCUUAAUAAAUAUAUUUUCUGUGAAACU
Messenger RNA from Esox lucius (northern pike), 1246 nucleotides. RefSeq names its product acid phosphatase 5b, tartrate resistant (gene acp5b). NCBI's taxonomy places the organism in Eukaryota, Metazoa, Chordata, Actinopteri, Esociformes, Esocidae. Gene Ontology annotation, biological process: bone resorption. Gene Ontology annotation, molecular function: ferrous iron binding; ferric iron binding; acid phosphatase activity. The record is from RefSeq and is marked provisional.